This is a messenger RNA of Tuber aestivum (summer truffle), 7119 nucleotides long. The record is from the annotation of a GenBank genome assembly. Lineage: Eukaryota; Fungi; Ascomycota; Pezizomycetes; Pezizales; Tuberaceae.
AUGUUCUCGCUUCCAAUCUCCCUGCCCAGUCAGUGGGAGAAACGGAUAGUUCGCUACAUUCUCGGUCGAUUCGAUUUUCUGGAGGAGCGGACUCUCGGAGAUUUGUCAAACUUCGAGGGUUCUCUCGGUAGAAACUCGGUUCUCACCCUUAAGGAUGUCGGCAUCAAGGUAGAUGUAUGCCGACAACGACCCAUGUCCAUUUACUUGCCCCCCACCCAGCGUGGAGUGACCGCUAACCGUUAUAUUUUUAGAGAUUAAAACAACUUGCCAGAUUGUCGAUACCUCCCCGGCUCCGCAUCGAUGAGGCCGUGAUCGGCACCUUGACCAUCACACUCCCAACAAACUUCCUCGUCUCUGGCUCGAUAGAAAUCGCCGUGUCGGACGUCAGGGCUAUCGUUUCCCUGGUACCGGUGGCACCUCCGACGCCCCCACCUUCCCCCGGGAAGUGGGAUUCCACCGACCCCGAGGAUGGAGGGGAGGGUUCUGAAUACGAGGAUGAGGACCACGAUUUACCCGCCACUGCGGAGGACCUGGCCCAGUCUUUCCUCCAUUCUCAGCCCUUAAGUGAACAGGAUCAGCUGCUGCACUCACUCUAUCAGGACUCGCUUGCCGCUUCCAGCGUUACCACCAGCAGUUCGGCUUCUGAGGAUGACGAGGAGCCCGAGCUGGGGAUUGGGACGAGCAUUGGCUUGCCGACCAUGCUCGCAAACAUUUUCAAGGGCAUCGGUGAUAGGUUACGGGUCCGGAUCAGAGGGGUGACGGUAGCAUUGGAAACUACGGCACCCGAACAUCGGGGAGGGGAUAAAAUAAGUGUUGAGUUUGAAAUGGAGGAUAUGGAUGUUGAGGGGAUCACCAACAUUGCCCCGGCGGAUGGCGCGGGUAUCUCCGAGAUGAAGGCCAAGAGAAGAAAAGAGGGCAAACGAUGCAUUACCCUAGAGAACAUCAGGGGAUAUAUCGUUUCCGACCCCUCUCUAUUCGAAUCGCCAUCCCCCGCAGAAGCGAGUGCUGUGCUCGGGACUGCGUCAGAGCUGACAGAGAGGGGUAUAGAACAGAGUAUAGAUACUAUCAUUCAGAGUAAUUCCAUCCACAAUAUGACGGCGUCUACCAGUACCAUUCGGACCCCGACCCCGCAACCCUAUUCCAAGAUGGCCUCGCCUAGUGCUACACAGGACUCGUCGAAUCCGUCAACCCAUGAGAGUCGGGGGAAAUUUGUUGUUGGUUCGGGUCAAGAUGUGCAAGCGGGGAAGGGAGGUGGUGCUGAUGGAAGCCUUUUUCCCGGCAGUGAUAUGUUGGCUGAAGACUCCUCAUCGGAUGAAGAGCUCGCCUUUGCACCAAUCCACUCCACAAACAAGGUCCGCCUGCCCUCGAGAUCUUCAUCCCAGGCCCCGCGCACAAUGCCCGACGAGUACGAUGAUGAAGACAGUGAAGAUGAGGGCGGUGCUGCGUUUGCAUCCGGUACUCUUUUCGUUGAGCAGCCUCGGUCCCCUGUCCACCUCCCCACCGCUUCGGUCCAAUCCUUCGUUUCGGACCUUGGCCCAACAGCAUUCCAACCAGACCUGUACUCAAGUGACCGUGAUGGUGAUAGCUCCGGCGAUGAUGAGAUGGAUGCUGAGACUAGUAGACUUUUGAGCGAAUCGACCCUCUUCACACAUAGCGAAGCCGGAAGUCUCUAUCUUUCUGCCACGAGCGGAGUUCUCCAUGAUUCACCACCUUCAGAACGUAAUGGGGAAAUAGAUCGCCGGAAGGAUGAGGAGGGCGAAGAAGAAGUUGGUGACGAAGAGAUUGAUGCUAGGUUGGACAAGUUGUUAAGUGGUGGUGCUGGAGCGUCCAUCUCCGGGGUUGCAGCGUCGUCGCCAGAUGCCCCGACUGUUGGAUUGGCUCCCGAGGCAGAGCAUCAAAGAGUUGAGAAGCGUCUGCUGAGAAAGCAGAUAUUCGACCUCAACACCAUAGAGAUAUUCCUCCCUUCACUCUCCGAGGAAUCUGGCACGCCAGCAGAGGUGCCGGGCUCUAUGGCCGAGUCCACCUCUUCUCUGAGGGAGACAUCGCGUUUGGGUGAUAGUAGCCAUCCUCCAAUUCCAGGCGCUUUCUCGAUGUAUGCUUCCUCUCGCUCAUCAAGGUUCCCAGACCCGAAGCCCGCUACCCCGCCCUCGUCCCCUCCAAGCCCCACACCACGAAAACCAGCAGUUCGUAUAUUGGGCGCUCAUCGCUCGACUCACCCAAGGAAUCACCUGUCCAGGGAAACACGUCCGGAUAUCGAGGUUAUCGUUGGUAACGUUGACAUAGCUACCGAUGUAGCGACCGCUGAAAUUCUCGGAAUGAUCUCUGAGACACUCUGUGCCGCAUUUACGGAGGAGCCUGUUGAAGAGCCCAAGGGAAAGAAGCAGCCGGCAACAAACAAGCCCGAUACGUCUACGGAUAGUGGUCUCUGUCUUGAGGUUAUGAUUGGUGCUAUUAGAUUACGCGUGGCCCAAAAUCUUGUUGGUGUCUGCAUUACGGAAAAUGGUGAGGGGGAUGGAGUGGGAUCCGAAGGAGACACCAGCGAACACCUGAUCCUGGGCUGCGUCCUACGGCAGAUCAAGGCUUCGCACAAGGUUCUGCAAAAGAACGUUACAACAACCAAGAUCGAUAUCAAAACGUUUACUUUGGGCAACGAGAAAAUCGACUAUCUAUCCUUUGUCCAGCCACCCGCUAUUGCAACUACGCCCAGGAGGCGGGGUUCCCACCCUCCCCCGACAACAAGCUCUGUUCCUGAGAAUGACGUUACCCUCAUAAUAUCCCAGAGCCCGGUUAAAAAGAGAAUCAACGUCAUAACACUCCCUCUCAAGGUCCGGUUAGAUCUCUUGAGCUUGGAAGAGACUCUGCGCGCUUUCGGAGGAUUUGGUGGUGUUAUAGCCUCCACCUCCGCGUCUACUGCGACUAUAACAAAGGGCCGACCUCCCGAAUCCCCUGAUGGAGGCAGCUCCGUUUCGGAGGCUCCACCCAUUGUCCACACGAAGGUUGACUGUAAAAUUGGAGGUUUGAGGGUGGAGGUUAUCGGGACAACAGGAACGAUAGGCCUGGAGGCCUCCCCAUUAAAGAUACGGAGUGAAACCAGCGACCAGAGCACCGUAUCCCUUAGUAUGGACAAAAUUGCUAUCUAUGGCCCUGCCACCCCCUGGGAUUCUCCUUCGGUGCCGAUUGAUGCGAAUAUACUGGUUGAAAAUACAAGGGUUGAAUUCCUGGGCACGCCGGAGCAGGAGGACCUGGGCAGAUUGUUGGAGCUUUUGACGCCGAGCAAGGAUAGAUACGAGACGGAUGAUGAUAUUCUAAUCGACACGUUGCUUCGCCAGAGAGAACAAGGUAGCUUACUUCGGAUUGGUGUCGGGGCGGUAAAAGUCGAGAUUGGGGACGUCGGGGUGGGCGAAAGGCUGAAAGAGCUGGGGGGCGAGGUUAUGAAAGUUCUUACUGUGACUGAACUUGUUGCGCAGGAUGAACGGCCUGGACUCCUCACAUUAUUGAACAUCGAUUCCCUGUACGGAAAAGUCAAUCUCGGGCUCGGGAUCGGGCUGCUCGAAGCGCAUAUGCGCAGUAUAGGAGUUGCCCAUGUUUCCCUACCUAGCUUAGUUGCCCUCGCUGUGAUGCAGAUGAAUGUGAGACGGAACGGGGAGGAGGAAUUGAUCGGUGAAGGGCUUGAGAGGAGGAUUUACGACAAGGGUGAUGAAGGGAAACCAAUGCUGAUGGUGAGGAUGGUCGGCGACGACCCGGAACCCGUCAUCAAACUCAAGUUUUGGAACCUCCGACUGGAGUACAGGGUUGGGACCCUAAUGUCGAUGAUGCGGGCGCCGGAAAACGCAUCUGCUGAGGCUUUGGCACAGGAGAUGGUUCAGAGCAUUGUACACAUUGCCGAAGAGAAGGCCCUUACCGUUCAGGGCCCUCCGUUAGGGUUUGACAUCGUACUCAAAGACUGUGUGCUCGGACUUAAUCCGUUGGGUCUCAAAAGUCGGGCUUUAGUGGUUCUCACAGACUCCAGGCUACAAGCUGCGCUGCCCAAUGGCGGAAUGCUCAGUGCCGGCUUUGAAGUCAAGAAGGCUAACCUCAUGGUGGUGGACGACGUUUCAAAUCUUGCUCCCCCAUCCGAGAGACAUGGGUCCAGAAGACGCAGGGAAUCGAUCGAUCGCCACCUGGUAGGAUACACCGCAAUGGGUUACGUUUCGGUCAUCAGCGUAUCUUCCGCCAUGGCUACACUCUGUGUAGUAGAGAUGGGCGGUGCGGGCGGCGAAAAAGCCGUGGAUCUUGAGAUUCAUGAUAAACUGCUGCUGAUGGAAAGCUGUGCCGAUUCCACGCAAACCCUCAUCGCGAUCGUCAAUGGACUUAAACCCCCACUCCCAGAAGGAGAAGAGGUCAAGUAUUGCACCGAGGCUAUUUCUGUCGAAAUGUUACAAUCCCUGACAGAAGAUGCCUUUGUUCACCCGUCGCGCAAAAGGGCUGGGGAAACACCGUUCCACAUGGAUGAUGAAGACGGUGACAUGGUUGGUGACGAUGUACCGAUCAAUCUCGCAUUUGUUGAGAGUUAUUAUGGCCAUAAUGCCCCAUCCAGCACAUCGGGGGCACCGGCCCAUAGCAAGGAUGAACUUGCCGAUAGUAUGCUAGACGAAGAUCUCGGGAUGCUUGCACCCGGACGCAGCAAGCCAUUGGGGGUCGGCGAGAAAGGUAUGCUAGCUAGCUUUGCCGAGCAAGUUCACGUUCUCGACAAUUCUCCACUAUCCAUUGUGGAUGAUUACGUCAAACAAUCGGAGCUGCAACGCCAGGCGUCUAUAGCCAGCAAACGACCCACCAGAGAGGCGGUCAACAGGUGGGAUUCUUUUAGAAAGAGAUACGUUCCUUCCCGUGGUGUUGAUGGCAUGGCUCAAUACUUUCCUUUGAGAGUUAAGAUCAGAGAUGUCCAUUUGAUUUGGAAUUUGCACGACGGCUACGACUGGCAGAGGACAAGAGAAGCAAUCAAUCAGGCUGUAAGGGACCUCGAAAACAGAGCUUUGGAGCGGAAGAAUCGCCAGGUGUCUUUCGAUACUAGUGACGACGACGGGAGCGAAAUUGGAGACUUCCUCUUCAAUUCCAUAUACAUCGGAGUGCCGAACAACAAGGGUCCGGGCGAUCUUGCAAGCGCAAUAAGUAAAAACUUUGAUGAUCACAUGAGCGAGACCUCUAUGGGCACCAGUAUCCCCGAGUCGCGGCCCUCCAGUCACUCCAGAAACACGGAAUUCGGCGGCAGUCAUAGAGGCUCGGGGAGGCAUCUCCGGUUCGGCCGGUCAAGAAGUCACAAGAUGCAGAUCGAGCUGAAGGGUCUGUGUGUGGAUUUCCUCCUUUUCCCGCCGGAUAUGGACGAGACGCAAAGCAGCAUAGAUUUGCGAGUCCGGGACUUUGAAAUCUUCGAUAAUGUUCCGACAAGUACCUGGAGGAAGUUUGUCACCUACAUGCAGGAUGCGGGCGUGAGAGAGACUGGGAGCAACAUGGUUCAUGUAGAAAUUAUGAAUGUCAGACCAGUGCCCGGGUUGGCAGCGAGCGAGAUUGUCCUGAGGGUGUGUACCAUAUCUAUCCUUCUGUUCCCGAAACACCUGCUGAUUUGCUAUCAGGCCACUAUCUUACCUCUAAGGCUACAUGUUGAUCAAGAUACUUUGGAUUUCAUGACAAGGUUCUUUGAGUUCAAGGAUGACAGCAUCGCCCCACCAGCCAGUCCGGCCGAAAUUCCCUUCUUGCAGCGAGUGGAGGUGAACUCUAUCCGCGUUAAGCUCGACUAUAAGCCCAAGAAGGUCGAUUACACCGGCCUUCGCUCUGGUCGCACGACUGAAUUUAUGAACUUUUUCAUCCUCGAAGAGGCGGACAUGGUACUGCGUCAUGUCGUCCUUUUCGGCAUAUCCGGUUUCCCCAGAAUGGGCGAGGAGUUGAAUGCUACCUGGAUGCCGGAUAUCAGGUCCCACCAAUUGGGGGAUGUCCUCGCCGGUGUUGCCCCCGUGAGGAGCCUUGUGAACCUAGGGAGCGGCAUGAAAGAUCUAGUCGUUGUCCCGAUGCGUGAGUACCAAAAGGACGGCAGGAUCGUGAGAUCGCUUCAGAAGGGCGCGUGGAAAUUCGCAAAGACAACCACCUCUGAGCUUGUUCGUCUUGGCGCUAAAGUCGCGGUUGGAACUCAAAACAUGUUGCAGAAUGCUGAAGGGCUUUUCGUUCCCACUAUUCUGGAAGAUGGAACCGAGGGCAUUGAGUACCUGAUCAGUGAUAGCGAAGAGGAAGGUGAUAUCGGGCCAAGUGAACAUGGACAGAAAAAAGCUAUUAGCCUUUACGCCGACCAGCCGCUCACUCUUGCCCAGGGACUUCGAGGUGCCGGCGACAGUCUUAGGAGGAACUUUGGAAAUGCGAGGGAUGCCAUCAUGGCGGUGCCGGUCGAUAUCGCGGAACAAGGGAGUGCUCAGGUGGGUCUUUCACCCCCAAUGACUUGUCCAUUACACGUGUUAACACCUCAUAGGGAGCGGCAAAGGCAGUAGCGAGAGCAGCGCCAGUGGCCAUAAUCCGACCCAUGAUAGGCGCUACGGAGGCGGUGAGCAGAACAUUAUUGGGAGUUACGAACGCGCUAGACCCGGAUCAGAAGAGACGGGUCGAUGACAAAUAUAAGAAACACUAGGUGUAGAAGGAUUGUUUGAUUGGGAAUGCGGAGUUUUUUCCUUCUAUUUUUCUUUUUCCUCUUACCUCCUCUAUUUUUCCCUUUACCCCUCUCAACCCGCGCAUUGAUCCUACUCUUUUCUUCUCUUCGGAUGAGGUGUUUUGAUGGUAUGGGUAUACAGUUUUCAGCUUUUUUCAUGAGGGAUGCCAUGGCGUUUUCCUACGGUAUUCUUCCCGAUGCAUCGUGGUGUUUACACGUGCUUCUUGUAGAUAUGAUGUAUAACAACGUGAGAGUUUGACGGCAGAGGGGAGGCCGGCGGCGUGACGAGAUGGGGCGAGUGAGGCGAGGUGACGCGGGUAUAGACUGUACAGUACAGGGUGACUUGGACUACUCUAUUUGUAUAGCGGUCGGUGUAGCGAGGCCGGGAUUUAUUUUCUUACCAAAUUGAAGCAUAGCUACCGCACGUGUAUAAUUACACCACCUUAUAUCUU